Molecule: messenger RNA, 1090 nt
Organism: Impatiens glandulifera
Lineage: Eukaryota; Viridiplantae; Streptophyta; Magnoliopsida; Ericales; Balsaminaceae
Product: probable F-box protein At2g36090
Exons: 1
Coding region: 38-1090 (350 amino acids)
Molecular function (GO): protein binding
Source: RefSeq, a predicted model, not a curated record
AAUUUUCAACAUCAAUAAUAUAACAAACAGCAAAACUAUGAUCGCCGUCGCCGCCGCAAAAACAAGCGGCGUGGUGGCGUUUUCCGAUCUGAGCAAUGAUAUUCUCGAAACCCACAUCCUCACGCGCCUAGACGGACCUUCACUCGCGUCCAUCAGCUCUUCUUCUUCACAUCUCCACGCGCUCUCCACUGAAAACCGUCUCUGGACCGGUAUAUGUCACUCCACUUUUCCGUCCACCGCCGAUUCUUCCCGUCUCCGCCGCCUCAUCUCCACCUUUCCCGGCGGACCCAGGUCAUUCUUCUCCUUAACUUGCCCUCUCCUAUUUUCCGAUUCCAUACCCUCCAAUUCAAACUCCCUGCUUCCGCCGGCGCCGGCGUUGAUGUCGGAGCUGAUCUCAGCUGUGGAUAUUCGCUAUAGAAAUCAUCUUAUAUUUUCUAAAGUUCAAGAAAUUGAAACGGAAAGCAAUUGGUUCCGAUGCUCUCCAUUUAGACUCGACAUGUUAGAACCGAAAGAGGGUGUUGUAACAAAUGUACAAUACCCAAAAAACGAUGACUCCGUUUGUGAAUCAAUUAUGGAAGAAAUGAGAUUGAGUUGGGUUUUGAUAAAUCCAAAUCCUGGUUUACAACAGGCAGCGAAUUUCUCGAGCUAUAAACCUGUGUCGGUUGAGAAACACUGGCUGAGCGGUGAGAUUAAGGUGAGAUUUCCGUCGUUCCUCGCCGGUUCUUCGUCGGAGAUGGUGCAGUGUGGGAUUGUUGUGACAUGUGGAGCAUCGGAGGGUGGAGAAUUGCAGGUUAGGGAGGUGACGUUGCAGGUAGAAGAUAUGGAUGGAAGACAUUUGAGCGGGAAGGAGAGUUUGGUAAUUGUGCAAAGAGCUAUGGAGGGUAAAAGGGGAAAAACGGUGGGAAAAGAAGAAGAAGGAAGGAAAAGGAUGAAAGUGUACGAGGAAAAGAAGAGACAGAGGAGAGAGAGAAAGAUGAGGAUAGAAAGCACAUUGGACAUGUUGUGUGUUGCUUUCGGUGUUUCUUUGACGGUUUUAGCCUUGUUUUGGGCUUUUUCUUCUUUAGUAUUUUCUUGUCGGUUUAUAGAAUAA